This is a messenger RNA of Amaranthus tricolor (Joseph's coat), 3932 nucleotides long. RefSeq lists its product as uncharacterized. The coding region runs from base 212 to 3781 and encodes 1189 amino acids. The transcript has 7 exons. Lineage: Eukaryota; Viridiplantae; Streptophyta; Magnoliopsida; Caryophyllales; Amaranthaceae. The record is from RefSeq and is a predicted model, not a curated record.
GACCUCUUUUUUUUCUGCAUUGAUUUUGAGUUUUGAUUCAAGUUAUAUGGUUGAGAAUUUAUAUUAAAUUUGAUAUUCUUUCUUCAUUUAUUCGUUAAUUUUCUUGAUCGUUAUCUACAUACUUGAAAUUUGAGUAAGUUUUUACUGGUAAUUUUGAUGAUCUGAUAGUGAAUUUACUCCUUUUUUUUGAAUUUGCUAUUGCUUUGUUGCAAUGACGGUUGAUACUGUAGUUAAUAUUGAAGGAGAGGAGAGGUUUGGUUUGGAUAUGAAGAAUUCGUGUGAAGAUCUUCCUCCGGCCAGUGUCGAGGGCGCUGAGUGUAAUGGUGGUGAUGGAAAGGAUGAUUAUGUUUUUGUUAAUGAUAGUGAUGUUGCGUUGGAUGAUCAGGAAGUUAUUGAGGGGAAUAAUGUGGAGAUGGAUGAUUUGGAAUCGAAUGUUGCUGAUUGCCAGGGAAAAGGCGGUGAUCAGUUGGAUGUUUGUAAUGGUAUAUUAGAUAAUGUGGUUGAGUUAAAUGUCAGUGAAUCUAAAAUUGAAAAUGGUCUUAUUUCAGAACAGAGUGAGGAUGUUCAGUUGGUAAAGGUCAAUGGAGAGAUAAAAUCGGAGGAUGAAGGUGAAAUUGAAGAUGGAAAGGGGGUAGAUGAAACUGGUGAUAGAGAUAUUGUUGAAGAAAGUUGUGUAGAGUCUGUUGUAAAUGAGGCUAAGGAUGGAGAAUUGGGUGUUAUGAAAAGAGAUAAUGGUAAUGCAUCUCUUGAUGGUGUUUCUCAUCCCUCUUUGGUUGAGGAUGAUAAAACGAGAGUUGUGCUUGGUGUAGAUAACUCUGAUACGGUGCAGAACGACACUUCAGUUGAAGAGCCAGAGCCACAUGUACUGAAAAAUACAGACUUGAUCCCAGAAUUAAAUAAAUGUCUGGAGACACAAGCUGUCCUUAAGCUGUUCGAAGGAGCAGAUAAUGAGAAUGAUAUAGAGUUGAUUGACUCAGAGUUGGAUCUUCAAGUACUAAAAAAUACUGUUCAAUCUGAUGAAACCACUACUGAAUUGAUGCCUGAAGCUAAAGGAACCCAUGAAAUUUCAAUGGUGGAUAUACUGUCUGAUGAUUUGGAAAAACCUGUAAUUGAUUGUGACCUGGAUGGGGUUGACGGAGAAGGAGAAGCAGAGUUGAGAUUUCAAAUGGAAAGAACCCUAGAAUCUUCAGCAGCUUCAGUUGUAGAUGAGGUUUCCGAAGAGAGGGGAUUAGUUAAUGUAAUUGACAUGAAAGCCUCUCCAGAAGAUGCUAACUUAGGAAAAGCUGAAACUGUAGAAGAAGCAACCAACCAGUCCAUGCUAAGAUCUUCUAUUAACGCAACUUCAGAUGAAGAAAGCAAAGAUCCAGAUGCUAGCCAUUUUGAAGUUGGUGUUUCAGGGAAUGAAGUUAAUGUUGCUGAGUCUUCACAUGAUUCCGGAAGUUGCUUGAGAUCUGAAGAUGAUUAUAUAACUGGACCUGUUGUCAAUGAGAUGGAUUUAUCUGAUCCUUGUGAGUCAGACAUAACAAGAGAACACGGAGUAGUUGUUGAUAGUCCUUAUGCCGGUGAUAACUGCAUUAGUUACUCCGCUGUUGAAUUCAAUUGCCAGCCAAACAUGGAAAGUAACGAUUCUGCUUGUCCUGGCAAUGGUACCGAAACCGGAGUUAAACCUGUGAAUGAUGAGGUUGACGUGGUUAGCAUGACAAGCUGUGAUUCUGUGGACACUAUAAAAUCCAAGAUCAUCUUUGGUUCCUUUGAGUGUAUAGCAUCUUUCGCAAAUACGGAUUUUAUCAAUAUCCAUGCUGACGUGUUGAAUAGAUCAGAUGAAUCCAAUACCACCCAGUCAGAUUUAUCUGAUGAUAUUCCCAAGUCCAUUGUUCAUACUGCUAAUGGUUUCUCCUUUCUAAAGACUGAGGAUGAUGGGGUUCAUUCGACAGAGUUUAACCAUGGAACAUAUGAUGGAGUUGUGAAUUCGGAGCAGAUUAAUACGGGUGAGAUUUUGGUAACUCACCAGGAGGGAUCUUGGGUUGAUUCUGUUGAUGGAUUGGAUGUCAAUCCUGACUUGUUGAAAAGACCAUUUUACUACUUGAUCAGGCUCCCAAGAUUUGAUGAUGUGGAGCUCACUGAGCAGAAAAAAAAAAGUGACAUGGAAGUACAGAAAAAGACACUAGAACGAGAUGCUGUUCUGAAAGUCUAUCACGAGAAAAAGGCUGCCUUUCUGGAGGUUAAAUCUAAUUAUAACGCCUCCCGGUCUAAAGAGAGAGCUGCAAAUAGCUUAAUGACCGCCAAAAAGCAGGAAAUUGACGCAGCCCAAUCUUUGAUAAACCUUGCCAGGAAUGCAGUUACCGUUGAAGAUAUUGAUGGCCAGAUACUUUACGUGGAGCGAAGGAUACAACAUGAAACUCUGUCUUUGGCAGAAGAGAGAAAUUUGGUACGUGAAAUAAAGCGCUUGAACCAACAGCGUGAUCAACUUGCUGCAAAUACUCGAAGGCAACAAGAACUCCAUCAAGCAUUGGACCAGAGAGUUGAAACAGAGGAACGAUUGAAGGUGUUAAGGAAAGAAUAUGAUGCUUUAAGAGAAAACCAUGCCAAAGCAUAUGAAAGUUUUACAACUGUUAAGAGGAUCUAUGAUGGAGAAAGUGCCUCGUUAAACAGUUUAAAAGUUGAACUAACUUGUCAUGAUGACAUUCGACAAAAGGCAUGGUCUCAGCUUCAGGACCUAAAGAAAAAGGCAUAUGAAAAGAACGAGAUGUUCUACCGUUAUAAGGAUGGUGCCAGAAUAGCCUCUGAUUAUGCUAAGGCCGGUAAAAUGGAAGAUCUGGAACAGCACUGUGUAAACCAGGUGGAGAAAUUCAUGGACCUAUGGAAUAAAAAUGAUGAGUUUCGGACAAAAUACGUCAAAUGCAAUAGGAGAAGUACCUUGAGGAGAUUUAGAACACUGGACGGUCGAUCUCUUGGCCCUGAUGAAGAGCCACCGUCGUUGGAAGAUUUCUCUAAUAAUAAAGAUAAUGCCUCGGCCAAGAUCGGUUUGAAUACGACUGUUUCCUUGAAAAGGGAUUUUCCUUUAGUGGCAAAAAAGGUGGACGAGAAAUCUGUAAUGAAUGUUGCAGAGCAGAAGAUAAAGCCUGUCCGUGCCAAAAACAGGGUUGAACCUACAUCCAAGAACAAAUUAGCAGAACCUUCUGGCAGAAUUGAGCCAGAAAAGGAAGAUCAUAAGUUGACAAAAGAGGAAGAAGAGUUGGUUAGGAAAGCCGAGGAAAAAAAGAGAGAAGAGGAGGCUGCCCAAUUGAGAGAAAAGCGUAGAUUAGAGGAGAAAGCUAAAGCUCAGGAAGCACUGGAGAGGAAGGAAAAAUUGGCAAAGAAAGCCAAAGCGAGGGCCGAAUUUAAAGCCAAAAAGGAAGCUGAAGAAAAGAAAAAGGAGACAGAAAAGAGGGCAAAGAAGAACGGAAAGAAGGGUCUUGCAGCAUCCACAUCAUCUGAAACUGAGCCUGCUCAAUCAGAAGAUUCCGCUUUACCUGUAACAAGCAGGGAGCCAGAAGUUACCGAAAAGCCUCCUGUGGAUGUGGCAAAGAAAUCUCGCAACCGUGCAUCAUAUACAAAGCAGGUAAAAACGACUAAAUCGGUUGCUGCUCGGCCUGUUCCUCUCCGCCAACGGAGUAAGAGAAGGAUACCACAAUGGACAUGGUGGUUAGCCUUGGCAUUAUUAUCAGUUGUUCUUAUAUUCCCUUUGGGGAACAUAGAUAUAUUGUUGGGCUUGAAGACCUAUUUAUCCGGUAACCAGUAAAAUUAUAAUCAUAGAUUCUUUAAUUUAAAAUAACUUUAUUCAAUUAUGUAAGUCCUUUUUUUUUUUUAACUCAAAGUUAGAUUGUUUGAUGAAAUGUGAUGAGAACAAAGUAUACAAGAUUUUAUUGAAUUUAUUCUAUAUAGAAGUAGUU